Molecule: messenger RNA, 3641 nt
Organism: Melanotaenia boesemani (Boeseman's rainbowfish)
Lineage: Eukaryota; Metazoa; Chordata; Actinopteri; Atheriniformes; Melanotaeniidae
Gene: s1pr2
Product: sphingosine-1-phosphate receptor 2
Exons: 2
Coding region: 542-1657 (371 amino acids)
Biological process (GO): sphingosine-1-phosphate receptor signaling pathway
Cellular component (GO): membrane
Molecular function (GO): sphingosine-1-phosphate receptor activity
Source: RefSeq, a predicted model, not a curated record
UUGUGUGUGCGCCUCCCCGACGCUUCACAGCGCAUGUGAAGCUGUUGUUUCCAGAGAGCAGGACAAUCAGACAGGCUGCUGGAACAAGAAAAGAGAAAGCAGUUUGUCUUCUGUUUUUUUUCGGUUACUCUACUUGUAUCACUUCUCUUUCAUUAACUUGGAAUUGUCGCAAUCGCGGAUGAACCUAGGAUGGUUUUUGACUGUGGUGGUACAAAGAGCAUUAUGGAUUUACCACAGACUAGACACGCUGUCUAGUGCUCCAAAGUUUUGAUUGUCAUCGUUUUCCCCUGAGCGGAGCACAGCGCUGAACUUUGACGCAGCAUUUGAAGAAAAACCAGCGAACACAUGUGAGGACUUUUGGGAGAGAAUAUUCAGCGGAAAGUCUUCUGGCUGCUCUUUAUUUAUCUCUCAUGGGGUGACCCACAUAUUGCUCCUAAGACGUGACUGUUGGACAUGUAGUCCCCCUCCCAGCGCUUUUCCUGUCCUUCACAUAAGGGAAAUAAUUAAUGGCAUAGACACUCUGGACAACUCUACAGUGUGAAUGAUUCUUUGUGGUAAAGUCACUGUGCUCUGCCACCCUGUCACCAUGAAGAGCAAAUAUUCCGAGUACUACAAUUCGAGUCUGAUCCGUUCCUACUAUGCCUACGCCAAGAAUAUGACCACUACGGAAAUGAAUGAACACAUUAAGAGUAAAAAAGAGCUAACUCCUCUCCAUAUUGUCAUUGUGGUUCUCUGCACCAUCAUCAUCCUGGAGAAUCUCUUGGUCCUGAUUGCUGUCUUCCGCAACAAGAAGUUCCACUCUGCCAUGUUUUUCUUCAUUGGCAACCUGGCGUUCUCUGACUUGUUGGCAGGCUCCGCCUACAUAGCCAACAUAUUCCUGUCAGGGUCAAGGACUUUUGAACUGAAACCCGUGCAGUGGUUCAUCAGGGAGGGCACAGCAUUCAUCGCUCUGGCUGCUUCAGUCUUCAGCUUGUUGGCAAUAGCUAUAGAGCGCUAUAUUGCCAUUACCAAGGUUAAGGUGUAUGGUUCCAACAAAACAUGUCGUAUGUUUCUCCUGAUAGGAACUUGUUGGGUCACCUCCAUCCUGCUUGGAGGACUUCCCAUCAUAGGGUGGAACUGCAUCUACAACCUCCCUGACUGCUCGGCUGUACUGCCACUCUACUCUAAGAAAUACAUCCUUUUUGUUGUCACCAUUUUCAGCCUCAUUUUGCUCUCUAUUGUCAUCCUCUAUGUGAAGAUCUAUUUGAUUGUACGCUCAAGCCACCAAGAAGCAACCAACUCACAAGCAUAUUCCCUUUUGAAAACAGUCACAAUAGUGCUGGGGGUCUUCAUCAUGUGCUGGCUUCCAGCUUUUACCAUCCUACUCUUAGAUUCAUCCUGCAAUAUACGGCUCUGCACCAUCCUCUCCAAAGCAGACAUCUUUUUUAGCUUUGCUACUUUGAACUCAGCUCUUAACCCUGUGAUAUACACUCUGCGGAGCAAGGACAUGAGAAGGGAGUUCCUGCGUGUGUUGUGCUGUUGGGGGGUGCUGCAAAGCGGACGGCCCUCUGAACGCUGUCUGGUCCCUCUGAAGAGUUCCAGCUCUCUGGAACACUACACCAACAAACUUGAGCACCAGACAACACCCAUCAUGCAAGAUUGUACCACCUGUGUCUGAAAUGGUCCUCUCACAUCAGAGGUUGUUUGUCUGUGUGUGUGCGUGUGUUUAUAUAUGAGAGAGAGCUUGUGUGUGUAUGAAAUUAAAUAGAAGGGCUGUGACAAGAUAGGUAGAUUUUACGAGGAGAGUGAGUGUGCCCUGGGAUCGAAGUAUCUGAUGAGACUAGGAUGGAGCUGUCUGUUGGGACACUUUCGACAAUGCAAACUGUUGUUUUUUUUUUUUGUUUUUUUUCUUCUAUUACAAUCAAAAUUGUGUGACUUCACAAUCAGCAUUUAGUAGAUCACUUGUGAAGCAUCUGUGAAAACACAAUGUUUUAACAGGGAACCAAUUUAGAGGGUUAAAAACUUUCAGAAAUGUGAAAAAGCUUUUAAUGGGUACUUUUAUUGAUGAAUAAGGAGCAUUUUUAUAUAUGCUAACAUGUUUUGUUUUACCUUUCUAAACAUGUAAAUCCCAGUUAAAAGCCAAAAAUGGAAACAAACCACGCAUAAUAUCUUGUUUAGAGUUAUUAGUUUGCGGCCUUUCAACAACUGUGUCAAUGCAAAGAUUGCAAAAUUGCACUUUGUAGAUUACCAUAGAGAUUUUUCUGUCUAAGGUUUGACCACAUCACUCUCCUCUCCACUGAUAUAUUUAUGCACAAGGCCUAAAGAUUGUUCUCUCAUUCUUUAUAGAGCCAGAAAUAGUGAACCACUUCUGAAAGCACUUCUCUGCACAGAAGUCAAACUAUUAAGUGGUCCCUCAACAAAACUAGGGCUAUAUAAUCCCUGUAUAACUUUGCUUAACCAAUUUGAUUAACUUCAAUAGGUACAUAAUCUGCUGACAUGUAAUGCAUGAAACUUUAACACAUUUGUAAACACUCAUGUGUAUGAUUAUAUAUUCCAGCUCCAGCUUCCAUCACUAACCCCCCCCCCAUGUGUCCUCAAAAUCUGUCCCUCUUGCUUUUAUUAUUGUCUUUUGUAUUUUAACAAUUUCCGUCGAGGAAGGCCAAAUGACAAAGCACAUUUCCUAAAGUGGGUUGGCACUGAUGGACUUUACCCAGUGACAGUUCUCCAGCAGCUUUGACUAAAGAACUAAUGCCCUGACAAGUGUUGUAGCAACAUAGCAGCAAUGUGCUGUCUUAUGUUUGUGCCUUCCUCUUGGGAAAAAAAGGCUGAAUGUAUGUAUGAAGUGUUUUGGAGCACUGUGCUCCAUUAUUGACAGUAUUAUUGAUCAUCAUUAGAUCAUUAGAAUUACCAAGUCAUUGACGAGCAGAGAGUGGGAUGAACAGGGUAGGUCACUCUCACUGUGAAGUCUUAUUGCACCAAGAACAAAAUUAGUUGUGAACAUCCUAGUUUAUUUUGCUAGCCAUAUACUUUGUACAACAAGAUGUAAACAUGUCUCAUCUUUCCAAAGACCCCACAUUUAGUCUACACAACAGGAGAAAAUCCAGAUCCAAAUAUACAGGAGGGAUUUGCCCUACUUGGGGGGGUCAGCUGCAUCUUCAUUUUCUGACAUCCUACAAUGCAGAACUUCCUUCAGCAAUAGGAAGUCCUGUUUUUAAUUGUGUGGUUCCUGUUGUUCAGGGUUACACUAACCUUCUUCCUGGAGACACACAAUUAAAACUCUUCUUUGUCAGACUUUUCUCACACUUAGGUGGCCAAUUAGAAAUGGUGAAAAGCACUUCGGCAGCUUCAGUGAUAUUUGCUUUCCCCCAUUUUUGUUCAGGUGGAGAGGUGUUUUGAUCUGUGUACCUAUGACUUCAUUGUAUGUCUGAAUAUGACUUUUUAAAUGCUAAAAAUAUGAAUAUGUAUGUUUGUAAGUAUGUAUGUAACUUUGUACAGUAUGUAUGAUUUUAUGUUGUAUGAAAUGUCUUGUGUGCAAUAGCUUUGUGUGUCCUGUAGCACGCUGCCUGUGUUAAAUUGGUACAAUCUGAAACACUAAUGUAGGUACAUAAACAUUUUGUUAUUUGCAUUCCAGUUUUAUAAAAUAAAUAAAAUACUGAAACGAA